Trypanosoma conorhini is the source of this 1205-nucleotide messenger RNA. RefSeq names its product surface protease GP63. The transcript has a single exon. Gene Ontology annotation, cellular component: cytoplasm; membrane. The annotation marks the transcript as partial. NCBI's taxonomy places the organism in Eukaryota, Euglenozoa, Kinetoplastea, Trypanosomatida, Trypanosomatidae. The record is from RefSeq and is a predicted model, not a curated record. Gene Ontology annotation, molecular function: metalloendopeptidase activity. Gene Ontology annotation, biological process: cell adhesion; proteolysis.
AGGAACGCAACGCGAAGGACGAGCGGAUGGCCCCCACGGUUGGCGCCGGUUACUACACGGCACUGACGCUGGCGGUGUUUGCGGACCUCGGCUACUACCGCGUAAAUUGGAGCAUGGCGGAGCCGAUGCGCUGGGGCAACAACUCCUGCUGCGGCUUCCUGGACAAGAAGUGCAAUGAAACCGAUGACCUCGCCGCCACGUACCCGCACAUGUUUUGCGAUGGGAAGGACACAACGACGCUCCGCUGCUCCUCUGACCGCCGCAAUGUCGGGACGAGCACCGCAGGCAUCGUUGAGCGGAGUGGGAGUCCGAGCGAGAGAGACGCGUGCCCUGUUGUUUUGACGUAUUUUAAUGCUUUAGCUUCUGGGACAACGUCCAACGCGUGCGCAGAGGCAACUGCGGCGACUCUCCUUGGGCCGCUGACUGGCACUGGCUCGUGGUGCCUGGACGCGGAGGCACUGCAGGUGAAGGCGAACGCCGGUGACAAGAAACUCGCGUGCGCGUGCGCGCAGGUGCGGUGCGAGGACGGCGCAGUGAAGGUGAAGCACAGCGGCGGCGACGCGUGGCAGGAGUGCCCCGAGGGGAAGUUUUUCACGCCGAAGUCGGCGUACUUCAAGGACGGCGGCAAGAUCAAGUGCCCGAAGUACGCUGAGGUGUGCACCAUCGCCGCCAACGGCAGCAGCCUCGUCAUUCCGCGCGCUGAGGAGGAGGAGGCGAAGGGCGACGCCGAGGGUAAUCAAAAGGAAGUUGAGGCGGCGAAGGAAGAAGAGGAUGAUGGGGAGGUUCCAGCACUUGAGCCGCAGCGUGCAGAGUGGCCUUCUGGAACUGCGGGUGUGGAUCUGUUCAAUCCGAAGGCUGCGGCGGGGGUGGAGACAGGCACAUUGCCGGCUGCUGAGACGCAGGAGCGCGCAAAGGAGCCUGACGGUGCCGCUCACUCCGCCGCAGCCUCGCCAGACGAGGCCGUUGCCGCAGAAGAAAGCGACGCGGCGGGCGCGGCCGAAGCAGCAGUUGUGACCCCCGAUUUGCCUGCGCCGCCCACCCCGACACUGGCGGCAUCCGUCGACGGCAGCACCGUGGAGAAGGAACUUGACGGGGCGGCGCCGCACGCCGGAAGCGACGCCGGUGCGGCAGCGGCGGCUGUUGGCUGCAGUCACUUUGUGCUGCUCGCCGUGGCCACCGCCGCGGCGGCGAUGCUGCCGCCUUGA